This is a messenger RNA of Manis pentadactyla (Chinese pangolin), 9404 nucleotides long. RefSeq names its product zinc finger CCHC-type containing 14 (gene ZCCHC14). The coding region runs from base 133 to 3333 and encodes 1066 amino acids. Gene Ontology annotation, molecular function: nucleic acid binding; zinc ion binding; phosphatidylinositol binding. Lineage: Eukaryota; Metazoa; Chordata; Mammalia; Pholidota; Manidae. The transcript is spliced from 13 exons. The record is from RefSeq and is a predicted model, not a curated record.
CUCCGGCCCCUGGCGGGGGUCCCGCCCGCGCCGCGCGCUCCCGCUUCCGGCGCGCCCCCCUCCCGCGCCCGCCCGCGCCCCCGGCCCCGGGCGGCCCCCGGCCCCGGCGCGCGGCGCGGCGCGGGCGGCAGCAUGGUGGAGAAGCGCUGCCCGCUGCAGAGGGACGGUGUGUACCGCUGGUUCUCGGAGCUGCCGUCGCCGCAGCGCGUGGAGUUCCUGUGCGGCCUGCUGGACCUGUGCAUCCCGCUCGAGCUGCGCUUCCUCGGCUCGUGCCUCGAGGACCUGGCGCGCAAGGACUACCACUCGCUGCGGGACUCGGAGAUCAAAGCCAACAACCCGGCCGACCUGGGCAGCCUCACCAACCUGACGGACGAGGUGGUGCGCAGCAAGCUGCUCGUGUCGCUGGCGCUGCUGGGCUCGGAGCAGCGCGAGGCGGCGGGCGUGCUGUACCGCACGCUCACGCACAUCGACUCCAUCAUCCACAACUACGGGCUGCAGCUCAACGAGGGCCGCACGGGCGAUGAGUUCCUGCUGCUCUUCACCAUGGCCUCCAACCACCCGGCCUUCAGCUUCCACCAGAAGCAGGUGCUGCGCCAGGAACUCACGCAGAUCCAGAGCAGCCUGAACGGCGGCGGGGGCCACGGCAGCAAGGGAGCGCUGCCCACCUGCCCGGCCUGCCACAAGGUGGCUCCAAGGCCCGAGCCCCCCACCAGCAGUGUCAGUAACAGUUUGGAGAAUGCACUGCGCACAUCAGCACAUUCCACGGAGGAGUCGCUGCCCAAGAGACCUGUAGGAAAACACUCCAAAGUGAGUGUUGAAAAGAUAGACCUGAAGGGAUUAUCACACACAAAAAACGAAAGAAAUGUUGAAUGUUCCUUUGAGGUCUUGUGGUCUGAUUCUUCAAUAACAUCAGUAACCAAAUCUUCCUCUGAAGUGACUGAAUUUAUUUCAAAGUUAUCCCAGCUAUACCCUGAAGAGAAUUUGGAAAAAUUCAUUCCUUGCUUAGCUGGCCCAGAUUCAUUUUACAUGGAGCGAAACCACCUGGAUCUGGAAGCGGACCUGAGGUAUUUGGCUGUGCUGCCUCCCCACAUACUGAGAAACGACCAUGUGAAGAAGUUUUUCAGCACUUCACCUCCCACCCAACAGCUUCAAAGUCCAAGUCCUGGCAACCCUGCCCUUUCCAAAGUGGGCACCAUGACGGGCAUGUCUGGAAGGCCCGUGUGCGGAGUGGCUGGCAUCCCGUCGUCUCAGGGCAGUGCCCAGCACCACAUGCAGCACUCGGCCGGUGCAGCCGCCUUGCCCCACUGCUCCCAUGCAGGAGGUGCGGGCUCAGCGCUGGCCUGCCGCGCCCAGAUGGACCCCUCGCCUGCCGUCUUGAUGCCCUCCGGUCUGCAGAGCCCCCCCACCCAGGAGCAGAGUGGGAUCUUAGACUGGCUUCGGAAGCUGCGGCUGCACAAGUAUUACCCUGUCUUCAAACAGCUCACGAUGGAGAAGUUUCUGAGCCUUACAGAAGAAGAUCUGAAUAAAUUUGAAUCCCUCACCAUGGGAGCAAAGAAAAAACUCAAGACGCAGUUGGAGCUGGAGAAGGAGAAGUCGGAGAAACGGUGCCUGAACCCCUCAGGCCCGCCCCCGGCUACCAGCAGCGGGGUGGCCCGUGUGCCCCCCACGAGCCACGUGCAGCCCGUGCGAGGCAACCACGCUGCCGCGCUGCGGGUGGAAGUGGAGCAGCCCCCUCACCAGACAGCUCGGGAAGGCAGCUCCUCAGAGUGCUCCAGCUCCUCGCCCAGCCCAAUGGGGGUGCCGGCCCGGGAGGAGAGCUCGGACAGCGCCGAGGAGAGUGACAGACGUGUGGAGGUGCACAUAGAGGGCUCCGAGAAGGAGAAGCCCGUGAUGCUUCUGAGUCACUUCCCCUCAAGCUCGGCCAGGCCCACGGCCCAGGUCCUCCCUGUGCAGAACGAGGCAGGCUCCAGCCCCGCGGGCCCCCGCGCCCUGCCUCCACAGCUGCUGCCCGCAGCCUCACACGUGGCGCCCAUCCGGGUGCUCAGUGCCGUGCACAAGUCUGACCGGGGCGGUGCAGAUGUGCCGCUCCUCCCGCCCUCUGUGCGCUCACUGCUGUCCCUGGACGACAGGGGAAAAAGCUCCGGGCCCAGGAGCAGCCUCAAGGUGGACAAGAGCUUUGGCAACGCCGUGAUGGAUGUGCUGCCAGUGAGCGCCCCGCACCAGCCCCUGCAGGUCCUCUCGGGGCUCGCUGAGAGCAGCCCCGUGUCGCCCGCCGUCUCCUUUGGUCCCCGGGCCAAAGUUGUUCCCGCAUCCGCGCUGGACCGGGUGAUGAAGCCGGCCCAGCCGCCGGCCCUGGUGGAGACCAGCAGUGCCACCUCGGGGUCCCCGAGUACGGUCUUCCACGUGGCCCGGCCACCCAUCAAGCUGCUGGUGUCUUCAUCUGUCCCUGUGGAUUCUGCCAUUUCUGGGCAAACUUCCUGUUCCAGCAGCGUGCAAAUGAGCGUGGCCCCUGCCAUAGUCACGCCGCGGACGGCUCUGUAUGCUGCCAGCACCACAGCUGCCUUCUCUGCGAUGGGCGGUGUGCCCGUGGGCCCCCUGCCGGGCAGCUUCUGUGCGAACAGCAGCACUGCCGCCUCCAGCGGCCACCCCUCCACGUCCUUCGCCAGCAUGGCCCCUGUGCCCGGCUGCCCGGCCCCCAGCUCCAGCCCCGCGCUCUCCUCGGUCCCUGAAAGCAGCUUCUACAGUGGGGGUGGUGGGGGCUCCCCGGGGGCCGCCCCCGCCCCGAGCCACCACCACCACCACCACCACCCCCAGCCGCCCGCCCCGCCGCCCGCACCCCCGCCUGGCUGCGUUGUGUGCACCUCGUGUGGCUGCAGUGGGAGCUGUGGCUCAGGCGGCCUGACCGUCAGCUAUGCCAACUACUUCCAGCACCCGUUCUCGGGCCCGUCCGUCUUCCCCUUUCCCUUCCUGCCCUUCAGCCCAGUGUGCGGCAGCGGCUACGUGGGCGCUCAGCAGUACGGUGGCGCCUUCCCGCUGGUGCACUCGCCCUACGGCGGCGGUGUGGGCCCCGAGCCUGUGCUGGGCGGCCAGUCAGCCUUCGCCGUGCCGCCCGUGCAGGGCUUCAUGGCAGGCGCGGCUGGCGUGUACCAGGCCCAGGGGCUGGCGGGCAGCGGUUCUGGCCACAAGAAGGGUGGGAAUCUCUCGUGCUACAACUGCGGGGCCACCGGCCACCGCGCUCAGGACUGCAAGCAGCCGUCCAUGGACUUCAACCGGCAAGGUACUUUUAGGUUGAAAUAUGCCCCUCCAGCAGAAAGUCUGGACCCCACAGACUGAUACUUUUCACUGGCAACAGAACACUAUUAAGCCAUGGAGACAUAAGGAAACCUAAAUGCAAAACUGAGAAGUCUAGUUGCUGUUGAGCUUAAUAUUUUAAUCCAAAGGUGCUUUACUUUACUAGACUGGAUAGAACAUCUAGCGUAGGAGUGCAUCCAACUCAGUUUUAUUGCCAAAAUCCUAGAUUGGAGCUUGAUGUCAGGACUUGCCUAGUGGGUCCCUGCACCCGUGGCUGCCAUGCGGAGACCUCCCUCCCGUCUCCUCAAGAGCAUUGCGUCACCGGGCCUUCUAGGCGCACAAGUAAUUCCAGGGCAGCUACAUGAGCUCGGAACCGAAGACUGAAGGUUGGAGUUCUCUGAGUGGAGUUCCACCAGUCGGACUUGACAUCCCUGGGUGAGGGGAGAUGUCGCCUUCGUUCUGUUUGUUCUGUUUUGUUUUCUGUUCCUAAUGUGGUUAGGCACUAAUCUCUGGGCUUUUUAAGGAUUGCACUACAGAAGAAUGUAAACUGAUGUCAAUCUCUGCAGCUCUGGGGGCAAGCUCCCCGAGACCAGUCAGUGCAAGGCUCCCGAGCACCUGUUCUCACGGAGCCGGCACCAGCGGGCCGCGCGGCUCAGCGCACAGCGGAUGUGAGCAUCGCCCUCCCUCCUCCAGACACUCGUAGCCGGUUCAGGUUUUUAAUUUCUUCUGCAAAUAAAUCUAAACUACAUUAUUAAAUAGAGAUAGUUACUCACAACAAGGGUCCAAGUCCCAGAGAAUCCCUGCUUGUCCACGCGUUGAGAACGCCUUCCUUCCCAGCUCUCCAGCAGCCUGGAGGGCCGUUCUCUGCCAGACGACGGAGCUCCUGUGGGGACACCGUGACAGCGUGGCCUUUGCGAGCUGGCUCUGCCUGGAUGCUCCCUGUCCUGAGCAAAAGUUGCAGUUCUUUUAUCCCACACGGACUUGGCACGGGCCCCAAGGUGCACUGCUAAUGAUUCACACUCGAGACGGACAUUCCGACAAUAACACAGCCCUCAAAGUUUGCUCUAAGGAGCAAAAGAUUUGAAAUUUUCUCCAUCAGCUUCUUUUGUAUCAGGCCAUGUUUUAAUAGUUCUGUUGAAAAUUACCUGGAAAACUACAGUAGAAAGUGGCAAGACUCGAGAGAGGCCACACGGCCAGGGCGGAGCCGUGAGGCCCACGAAACCCGCUUCUGUCAUGGCGGGGGGUCGAGCCCGGCCACGCCCUCAGUUUCAGUCCCAUUGCGACAGAAGCCUUUGUCUAGGCCUGAAAUCUAGAGACUCAACAUCUUCAAGGCCAAUGGGAAUUUUCUGCUCAUUUUAAAUGCUAAAGCCGUUAGUAUUAAAAUACCGAUUGGUAAGUCCUUGCCCAGGGAUUUUCCAGUUGAAUAUUUAUUUAAAAAAAGGAAAAUCAUAAUAUUCAGAGCAUUCUUAAAAUGAGACAAUCCACCUCAUGCAAAGUUGGUGUAAAUUAAAAGAAUACCCUAGAAUUUGAGGCAGUGCGAUGUGAGGCUUCAAAUUGUGAUGGAACUACAGCAGGAAAAAUGAGAGGCUUGUGGAAGAGUCUUAUUUCAGUAGGGUUUUAUUUCUAUGCAACUCAGGAUUGACAGGCCUGUGUGUUCUUGCCUGUCUUCCCGGCACGCAGUGUUCCGUAUGGUUCUGAGGUAACGGUGAUGCUUACAGCAGCUCUUCCGGGGGGCCCUUAAUUACACCCGUCACAAAUGCCACAGGAACGGGAACCAACACAGCUUCGCCUUAAAGAGCACUAGACCGGGACUUGUGUUAUUUUCAAGGAAGACAUAGGGUGUUCGUUGAUGUUUACGAUUUUACUAUUUCUGAAGGCCUUUACGGUGGCCUGGAUAUGUGCUGAGAGCCAAACUUUUCAAUUUUUUGGUUUUUUUAAACAAAGAAAUAUUUUAAAUAAAUCCUAUUUCAACACAGUGAAAUUGUUGGAAACUGUCUCAUAACAAAAGAAAAAAAUGAUAUUUAGGUUUUUUGUUGUAGUGGUCAAUAUUGGGAAUGAAGGUGUCUGUUAUAACUGUUUUGGUAAAUACUAGAGGUUUGUGUUAAAUGCAAAAAUUAAACUUUGAUUUGAAGUAUGACAUUCGAACUGAGGUAAAUAAGUUUAGAAGUUGUAUGGCUGUUUCAGGCAUCAAAGGUCUUAGGAAAAUCCCCGUGGUCUUUGAAGGUCUGUGCCACGUGACCCCUCCAGGGAGGCCGCUCCCGGCUGAGAACUGCGGGACGUAGGCAGGAGGCCCAAGCACACAGGUCGUUGAGCCGCCGGCCCGUGCGGCGAGGCCCAGUGACCCCCACGUGGAUUCAGAGUUCUUGCCGGAGGUGGUGUCUGGAGCUCCCCUGCAGAGCGGCCAGGCAGGAAGCCUGAAGGGCACCUGGAGGUCCUCAGAAGACGUCCUCGUCAGGCGGGACGCCCCGGCCUGGCCUUUCCAUUCAGCCGGCCACCAAACGGCCGUGAAGUCGUGGGCUCUGUUUGCAAUGCUGUGGUGACCAGGUAGGUGUGGCUGCAGCCGCUCUGUGCGUCUGUCAGGAGUUUCUAACCUUGUUUAUCUCCAGGAAUGGGAAACAUGGGGUGUACGAGUCCAAGUAGAAUACAAUGUUGGGAGAAAACUAGUUCAUCUUCUUUGUUUUUUAAGAAAAACACUCAAUUUUCUACCUUCCUGAUUUUUACUUCAUAGUAAUAUUGAAAACUAAAGUGUUUAAAAGUUAAAACUUCAUUGAUAAAGAGCACUGAGGAAAUGGGAGCGAGCACUUAAAAGUAAGGACAGAAUUAUUUUCCUGAAGGCAGAUAUGUGAGUAUUAAAGAAAAACCAGCAUCUCUCAUCUCCAAGACUCCGGGAGUCGGCGUGUUGGCGCGGGAGUGAGCAGGCUCCGGGUGUCACUCGCUAGAGGCCCGGGCCCCUUGCACCCCACCUGCCAGGCGCCCCCGUGGCGGGGGGCCCUGCCCACGCCCCAGUGUGUCGCUUCCCGUCCCUGUGGCGGCCCAACAGAUGCCUUGCCAGCUCGAUGACACACCGACGACGGGGGGCGGCCUGUGCCGAGGAGUCUCACAGGCUGUGCGGGGAGCCGCGUGCCUGCCCAGCCUGCCCACCUGUCCCAGAGGGUGAGCCUGUGGGGCCCCAGCAGCCGCCAUCCUUCCUGGGGUGUGGCUGAUGCCCACGGAGCUGUGACACGGGUUCCAAAGGCUCAGGCACUGACAAGUCCCAAGGUUCUGGAUGAAAGCGAUCUUUAAUCGACACUCAACAAAACUAGUACCUUGCUGACUGGGGCCGAAGGUCACGGCUCCCGCACUGUCUGGAGGGGCCGUUGGCAGCCCAGUGCUGUGAGCAGCUGUCACGCUGACGCCCCUCUGUGCACCGUGGCCUUGGUACGGACACUGAUGACCUCGUGAACUCAAGAAUCUUCACAGCUUCUACUGGACAUGUUUUCUUUAUAGGAAUGAAGGAAAAUUCUCCCAUUUUUGAGCCAUUCUUUUAUGUCAGUUCUACAGAAUUGCAUGUAACUUUAUAAAUAUUUUUAAAAGAUAUAGUUUUGUAAAUAUUUAAUAUUCUGCUAAUUUGAUUUUGAAUUGUAAAUGUCAAGUAUUCUGUUUUUGGGGUUUUUAUGUUUUAUUAUACUUUGUUAAAAAGGAGAAAUUGUACAUUUUUAGAAUGUUUUUAUGAGUAAAAUUUAAUGUACUGAAAAUAAAAAAUUUUAAAAAAGCUGUUAAGGUCUUUUGUCUUAUAGAAUAGGAAGCACAUGCUUUUUCAAAAUAAACUGCAGUUCUUGUUGAUCUCCGAGCUAGGGAGUCAGCCCCUUCUGCCUUCUUACAGCUCACAAAAGGGGCACCUGGCUCUUAAAUCUAUUUUCUACAAAGUUUCCCAGGUUUUUUAAAAAAAACCCACUAUGAACAAAUCUGGAUUCUUAACUUGGUGUUUGAAGAUGUUCCAGCUUUAGGUUCCAUAAAAAGCCAGGAUUGGCAUUAACAAAACUCACGUGUCUUCCGAACACUUCCAGGUGUGUGAACACAGGCAUCGGAUGCCAUGCCCGCACCCUGGACUGGGUACCCUGGCAGCCCAACGAGCACAUGCUGGCCCAGGACUGGGGUCUCGCCGGGCCCAGCACUGGAGUUCCAGGGCCUCUGCCCCCACAGAGGGCCCGGUCUUUUGGACCUCCUGGUCUGGGCAGGCCAGUGUCCCCCGCAGAAGCCACGUGAAUGCACAUGCGGUUCCAAGCACGGGCAGGGCUCCCACUGGGUAAACGGAGUCGGGACAGCCGGGCCCUCCGGUCCCUGCCAGCGGCCCCCCUCUGAUGGGAGAGUCUGGGCUGUCAGGGGAACCUUGCAGGUUGGGCCUCUGCAGACUGGCAUGUGUGCACAGACUGAGCAGGAACUCAGGAACAUGAGCCUCUCAGCUGGCUCAUGUUUUUCCAGAAAUGUCCAAGUGCCUACCUCCAUUUGAGUUGGGUCCAGAGCUUUCCAUGAGUAACUGCCCACCACUUGGCUGGUAUGCGUUCAGUAUCUUUACCUGAUAACCCCCCACAUGGUUCCCGAGCUGCGGGCCACGUGCUGCACACAUCCUGCUAUUCAGAGCAGUGGGGUUUCAGGUGUGUAUUCCCUAAACCACUGAGAUCCCACAUGCACUCUCAUCUGUGGCAUGUAAGAGAGUUUAGUUUUGUGAAGAUGAGAACAGGUGGCAGGACCUUGGCCAAGGUGAGGGUGUCCUGACCAGGCAGACCUUCAGAGGUGGGUGCCUCCCCUGACUGACUGCUCCCCUCACCUAGCAAAACCAGCCUCGCUGCUCUUAGGAAGGAAACUGCCCACUUGGCGUUGAGAGGUCAGCACACAGGAUCGCUUCCAAGUCUCAAAUACUGACCCAUUAAAUUGAGCUUUGAUAUCACAGCUUGUAGUUGUCUUCAGUCACCUUAGUUUGUUAAAAAUGUACUUGCUUUGAAGAUCCUAUAGAGUGACCACCCACUAAUGUGGGGUAUAAGUCAAUCCUCCAGACAUGGUUUUUUUCUUUUUUUUAAAAGCUGAAUUUCUUAUAGGAGUCUUAUUGAUCACACAGUGGUUACAAGAAUGUUAGAUAUAAGGAUGUAUACAAUCUAAACAAGACAGGCUAAUUAAGGAUUUACAUCACGUAAGAACAGUCGAAGCUAGCCAUGUGGACAGAUGCGUGCAGUCGGGGAAGCAGUGAUGAGAGGUGGGGACUGAGGGCCGACAGGCAGUGAUACUGCCUUUCCUUCCAUGAAACAGGUAAAGGUGUUCCACACACGUCCAAACACACAAGGGUAAACCUGACCUGUCACGUGUACAGUCCAGUGGUCUGUGGUCUCUUCUGCAACUUGCCCAUGGACACAGCAUGCAGCCAACCCCAUGCAGGGAGCAGGGAGCAUUGUUUAUUCUAGCUGACCUUGGAAAACUGCCAUGGUCCUGAAGAAUGGUGUGGAAAACCUGCUGGUUUCUCUACCAAAAUGGGCACAAGUUUGAGCUCUUAGAACCCUAAUCAGAAGAAAUGCCACUCUUUUCUCUGGGCCUUUUUGAGAAACUAGACCAAAAUUAUAAAGAAUUCAAGGUUCCUUCCAAGCAACGGUGUUUUUUGUGUUACUGUCCACAGAGCUCCCAGCCUCACCAGAGCGUUGAUCUAGGGCACUACUGUGUGCACUCCCACUCAACCCUUUUUGCCAACUUUUAUGGCAAAUACAUUUUGGUGGGGGCUACACUUGACAACUUACACAUACACAUACUCUUAUAGAGGUUUCUCCAGAUGAGUAGAAACCCUUCUAUAUAAAGUUGGCCAGUUCCAUGAACCCAGAGAGGAGACUUGACGGCUCUCUCAAUGCUCAAACCACAGGUUCCUACUGGGGAAACAGCAUUAAAAGUAACUUGGUCUAUUUUAUUGGCAACUUAGAAUGCAAAGUACUUUAUUUUUAAACGAAAUUUGAAAACAAAACAGCCUAGGUUAAAUGAUGUAGUUUUCCAAAGCUAAUGUCCUCAUCUGGAGCUCAGUUUUUCUGCGUGAUGUACAAAAACAACUUCCUAAAACUCCUAGGCGGGUAACACUACUGUUUGGUGAUCUCAGAUUA